Engraulis encrasicolus (European anchovy) is the source of this 769-nucleotide messenger RNA. RefSeq names its product phosphomevalonate kinase (gene pmvk). Gene Ontology annotation, cellular component: cytoplasm. Gene Ontology annotation, molecular function: phosphomevalonate kinase activity. The coding region runs from base 46 to 675 and encodes 209 amino acids. Lineage: Eukaryota; Metazoa; Chordata; Actinopteri; Clupeiformes; Engraulidae. The transcript has 5 exons. The record is from RefSeq and is a predicted model, not a curated record. Gene Ontology annotation, biological process: isopentenyl diphosphate biosynthetic process, mevalonate pathway; cholesterol biosynthetic process.
UGAACAUGAGGAAAAGUAGCCCUGCGGUCGCUUACUGUCAGACAAAUGAUGUCCAGUACAAAAUCUGACAACAAACCUCAGUUGAUUCUGAUAUUUAGUGGAAAACGUAAAUCUGGAAAGGACUAUGUAACAGAUUUGAUUCAGAAAAGGUUGGGUGAUGAAGUUUGUUGCAUCCUGCGACUGUCUGGACCCCUGAAAGAACAAUAUGCAAAAGAUCAUGGUCUGGACUUCAGUGAGCUGCUGGGAGCAGGCCAGUAUAAGGAGCGCUACAGGGCCGACAUGAUCCAGUGGGGAGAGAGGAAGAGAGAGCAGGAUCCAGGCUUCUUCUGUCGCUUGGCCAUCAGAGAGGCCAGACAGCCUGUCUGGAUCAUCAGUGAUGCUCGCCGCAUGUCGGACGUCCAGUGGUUCUGGCGGGAGUUUCCUCAGGAGUGCCGCUGUGUGCGUGUGGAGGCCUCACAGGAAACCAGGCAACAGAGAGGAUGGAGCUUCACCCCAGGAAUAGACGAUGCCGAGUCUGAGUGUGGUCUGGAUCAGGGUGUGCAGUUUGACUGGACCAUCAGCAAUGAUGGAGAUGACGACGCCUUGAACACACAACUAACACAACUGUUUACACUGGCUGGGCAUAAAUCGGGACACAACAUGAUGGAACAAAGGACCGUCAUAGUGAAUGGCUGAAACGAUCAUGAAUUGUAAAAACAUUUUGCAUAGAAAUUGUAAAUCUCACUUUUUUUAUAUAAAGAGAAUGUAAUAAAGUAUAGUUUAAAUAUUG